AUGCAUCGACAAUGCCAAUGGUUGGUGCUGCUCCUCGCUGCUUGUUUGAACAAGGCGACUGAACAUCUGGCUGAUCCUUCUCCACUCCUGAAAACAGAAGCUGCGAAACGAAUCCUAUCUCUGUACAGUAACAGUAGCGUAAUGGAUGCCUUGCACGGAUUGCUAAACACACAAUGGCUGCAGUCACUGCUGAAGGUCUAUGAGAGUCUGCAUCAGUACCUGAGGAGAAGGCCACCACCAGUCGUGCUCCAGUCAUCUGUACUUUGCCGAGAGGUGACAGAGUUGCUUCGAGGAACUUCUCGUUCUAUGGACUUCCGAGAACUACACUGGCUCCUUGGAAAACCUGAUUUCCAGGCCCUGCUCUCUGCCCAUGACACUGUGGCUCAGAAAGACUUCAAUCCCCUCUUGCCUCCACUGCCAGAUAACAUCCCUGAAGAUGAGGAAGCCUUGAGGAUAGUGUGCCUGGUGAAAAACAAGCACCCUUUGGGCGCCACUAUUAAACGCCAUGAAGUGACCGGAUCCAUCGUGAUAGCUCGAGUGAUCCGAGGUGGCCUCGCCGAUCGCAGCGGGUUGCUGUUUGCUGGGGAUCAGCUGGUCGAAGUUAACGGGAUACCUGUCGCUGGGCUGAAGCCUGAACAGAUCAUCCAGCUCCUGGCCAAGUCCGAGGCCAGCGUCAUGUUCAAGCUCAUUCCAGUGUCACACCGGCCAGCAGGCUCCUCUCAAAACAUGCUUUAUGUCAGAGCGCUGGUGGAUUACUGCCCUCAGUAUGAUCCCGCCAUCCCCUGUUCAGAAGCCGGCCUGAACUUCAGGAGAGGGGACGUCCUGCAGAUUGUCGACCAGACGGAUGCGCUGUGGUGGCAGGCCAAGAAUGUCACAACGCCCUCGAGAUGUGCAGGCCUGGUUCCCUCCAACAACCUGCUGAAGAGGAAGCAGAGGGAGUUCUGGUGGUCACACUCCUUCCUGUUGCACACUUGUAACAAAUCGACACUCCUGAGUCCAGUGGAAGAAGAAGAGGACAUGGCAAUUGCUGAGAAGUUUGUUGAAACAGAUGAAGAAACCUUUGAAUCAGAGGAACUAAAAGAAGAAGAUGCUGAAUUCAAUGGAUAUAACCAAGGAUUGUACAUUGCGGGGUUCAGGAGGAGUAUGCGACUCUGCCGCAGGAAGUCGAGGAGCAGCCAGUUGCUGUGCUCCACUCGCUGCCCGAGCAGUUGUUAUGCCAGCACAGUGUCACCGUACGAGGAGGUGGUGAGAUACCAGCGCAACCCCACCGACAGGCACAGGCUGGUCAUCCUGGUGGGUCCCUCAGGAGUCGGGGUGAAUGAACUGAGAAGAAGGCUGAUUGAGUCCGAUCCACAUCUCUUCCAAAGUCCUGUACCACAUACCACCCGGCCACCAAACAGCUACGAAGAAGACGGGCGGGAGUAUUACUUUGUUUCCAGGGAGACGUUUGAAGAAAUGGCCCUGAGCCACAGGUUCCUGGAGUACGGCGAGUACAAAGGUCAUCUAUACGGCACCAGCAGGGAGGCUGUGCGUCUGAUUCUGGACUUGGGGUUAAUUUGUGUCAUUGACCUGGAAGCACAGAGAAUUCCAGAGGCACGAACAAAGGAGCUAAAACCCUUCAUCAUAUAUAUCAAACCUCCAAGCAUCAGGCGUCUGCAGCAAACGCGAGUGAAGAGCUCCAUCAUCACCGAGUAUUAUGUGAACAGGUCCUUCAAGGAAGAAGAUUUACAAGAGAUGGCGGAUGAAUCUGAGAAGAUGCUGGACUAUUUUGGAUACCUGUUUGACUGUGUGAUUGUGAAUGAUGAGCUCUCGGACACCCACAUGCAGCUACUCUGUGCUGUAAAGCGAGCUCAGGCUGAGCCACAUUGGGUACCAUCAGCUUGGCUUAAUUCAGACUCAGGUGCUUAA
Carcharodon carcharias (great white shark) is the source of this 1908-nucleotide messenger RNA. RefSeq names its product membrane palmitoylated protein 4b (gene mpp4b). NCBI's taxonomy places the organism in Eukaryota, Metazoa, Chordata, Chondrichthyes, Lamniformes, Lamnidae. Gene Ontology annotation, molecular function: protein binding. The transcript has 21 exons. The record is from RefSeq and is a predicted model, not a curated record. Gene Ontology annotation, cellular component: plasma membrane; adherens junction. The coding region runs from base 1 to 1908 and encodes 635 amino acids.